Puccinia triticina is the source of this 1131-nucleotide messenger RNA. RefSeq lists its product as uncharacterized. Bases 1 to 1131 code for a protein of 376 amino acids. The record is from RefSeq and is a predicted model, not a curated record. Lineage: Eukaryota; Fungi; Basidiomycota; Pucciniomycetes; Pucciniales; Pucciniaceae. Gene Ontology annotation, biological process: poly(A)-dependent snoRNA 3'-end processing; TRAMP-dependent tRNA surveillance pathway; U4 snRNA 3'-end processing. Gene Ontology annotation, molecular function: RNA binding. Gene Ontology annotation, cellular component: cytoplasmic exosome (RNase complex); nuclear exosome (RNase complex). The transcript is spliced from 5 exons.
AUGCAUCCGGCGGAGAUUGAAAGACUCGGUGGUGGUUGGUGGGAGGGCACAUCGACCACGAAAAAUCCAACACGAACCAUGACGGCCCAUUCGAUUUUCACCAUCACCCGAGACCCACCCCAACCGAAGGAGAUGCCGAUCCAAGGCUCCGGAUCGUCGUUCGACCAGCCGGUCCUGGUCGUGCCGGGCGAGAUGAUCGCCUCGUCGAAGUACUGGAUGAGGGGGCACGGGACGUUCAUCGAAAACCAGACGGAGGACGAGCAGGACGCCGGGGAUAUCGAAGGAGAGACGCAGCCCUCGGAGGGGCUCAUCCGGAGUAGCCUUGCUGGCACGGUCGAGCGCAUCAACAAGCUCAUCACCGUCAGUCCACUCAGCGGCCGAUACCGUCCCGAGGUCGGCGAUCUGGUCAUCGGAAGGAUCACCGAAGUUCAAGCAAAACGAUGGAAAGUUGAGGCCGGCGGUCGUCAACACGCGGUACUUAUGUUGGGAUCUGUCAAUCUGCCGGGUGGAGUCCAGCGAAGAAAGUUGGAAUCCGACGAGCUUCAGAUGAGAUACUUCUUCCAAGAGGGUGAUCUAUUGGUAGCAGAAGUGCAAGGUUUUUUUGGAGAUGGAUCGAUGAGCUUACACACACGCUCGAGGAAGUAUGGAAAGCUACGAAACGGAAUGCUACUCAAAGUUCCUUCGCAACUAAUCUUGCGACUCAAGUCGCAUUUCCACAUCUUGCCGAUCGGGAUCGAUCUAAUUAUCGGAGUGAAUGGUUGGAUUUGGAUUGCCCAACAACGGGCCGACUCAGAACAUGACGAGUCGCUCAAGGAGGGCUUCGAAGCCGAAGCGGACAACAUGUACUCUGACGUCAACGAGCCAAUCACGACUAAAACCCGGGCAAACAUAGCCCGAUUGGCUGGAGCGAUCAAUCUUCUGUCGACCUGUUCGAUGCCAAUCUCCGACUCGUCGAUCAUCAGAACCUACGAGGCCUCCUUGGAAAUCUCGCGUCUGUCCAAGCUGGACCAUCAGCCGAUGGACAUCGAUGGCUCCGACGAUUCCGCUCUCGCUGCCAACCAGGAGUUAGACGGGUUCUUGAAACCCGAGUUUAGGGAGAAGGUCCUGGCCCUUCUCGUGGCCACUCCGUAA